AUGGCUAAAAAAAGAAAGCAUAAUUUUAUAAAAAAACGUAAAUCUAUAAAAAAAUCAAAUCCAAAAACAAAUUAUAAAGAAAAAGAAAAAGAAAAGGCAAUUCUUGAACCAAUAUAUGAUGAACCACCAACAUUUGAUGAUAAACCAGACAUUCCACGUCGUUUUUCUCGACUUUUAAAAAUAAAGGAGCACAGAAUUAAAAAAGUCAGAGAUAAUGUUAAAACAAAGGUAAGGUAUUUAAUUAUAAAUAUAUCGUAUGAAUGUGUUCGUACUGGCAUUGAAAGAUUACCAGGGGAACCUUUUUCAAAAUUUAGUCGUCGUUUAGAAGAUCACAUGAGGCCAGAAAUUCUUAAAGCGUUCCAAGAAGAAAUAGUUGAUAAACCUCCUGUUAUAACUGUUAUACCUAAAAACAAGGUAUCCAAUUGCCUUUAUUCUAUUGAAUAA
Entrophospora sp. SA101 is the source of this 444-nucleotide messenger RNA. The record is from the annotation of a GenBank genome assembly. NCBI's taxonomy places the organism in Eukaryota, Fungi, Glomeromycota, Glomeromycetes, Entrophosporales, Entrophosporaceae.